Molecule: messenger RNA, 1247 nt
Organism: Nematolebias whitei (Rio pearlfish)
Lineage: Eukaryota; Metazoa; Chordata; Actinopteri; Cyprinodontiformes; Rivulidae
Gene: trabd
Product: TraB domain containing
Exons: 10
Coding region: 86-1180 (364 amino acids)
Source: RefSeq, a predicted model, not a curated record
GUUAUCAUUUCUGUUACUUGGCUUUGCGUUUUAAAGAACAGCCGAAUUUAAGUCCCUCACAGUUUUUAGCUUUGCAAACAUCAACAUGGACCAAGACAACAAUAUAGAGGAUGAGUCUGUCAGCCCAUCAAGAGAUCAUCAUGCAGAAGAGGAACCGCCUUGUAUACCUCCAGGACUUGCGGAUGGUGAAACCUUGGAGAUUUUGUGGGAGCUGCGAUCCAAGCGUCGCCAGUCGUCUCCUGAGCUCCCAGAGACGGUGACCUGUCUUACUGCCCCAGAUGGCAGUAUCCUGUACCUGGUGGGCACUGCUCAUUUCAGUGACAGCAGCAAAAAAGAUGUGGCCACGACAAUUUGCGCUGUGCAGCCAGACGUGGUGGUGGUGGAGCUGUGCCAGUACAGGGUGUCGAUGUUGAGGAUGGAUGAGAAUACGCUGCUGAGGGAAGCCAAAGAGAUCAACCUGGAAAAGGUUCAACAAGCCAUUAAACAGAAUGGGCUGAUGUCUGGUCUGAUGCAGAUUCUUCUGCUCAAAGUUUCAGCUCACAUCACAGAGCAGCUGGGGAUGGCACCUGGAGGAGAGUUUAGGGAGGCCUUCAAAGAGGCUGGACGAGUACCAUUUUGUAAAUUCCACCUUGGGGACAGGCCAAUCCCUGUGACGUUCAAGAGAGCUAUAGCUGCUCUCAGUCUAUGGCAGAAGGCUCGCCUUGCCUGGGGUCUUUGCUUUUUGUCAGAUCCAAUCAGUAAAGAGGAUGUUGAGAAGUGCAAGCAGAAAGAUUUGCUGGAGCAGACGAUGUCGGAGAUGAUUGGCGAGUUUCCUGCUCUUCAUCAAACCAUCGUGGCUGAAAGGGACAUCUACCUCACACACACACUCCGCCAGGCAACGCGCUGUGUGGAGUCCCCUUUUAAUGGCCAGAAAGUGCCUGCUGUGGUGGUGGGAGUUGUAGGAAUGGGUCAUGUUCCUGGCAUUGAACAAAACUGGGAGAAGGAGCUUAACAUUCAUGAAAUCAUGAGCGUUGCGUCCCCCUCACGCUUCGGCUGGUUGUUGCGCACAUCCAUAAAGGGUGUCUUGCUUGGAAUGCUAGGAUACGCCUGCUACCGUGCCGGGGGAGGUUUAGGUAGAGCCCUGCUGUCUCUACCUGCAGUUCAGUCUUUAUUGGACACAGUACGGCUUCGUCCUUCUUGACUCUGCUUGUUGUCUCUUAUCCGAGACAUGACCUUUAACCUCUCAAAACAAUGCAUUGAUCACCAGU